This is a messenger RNA of Siniperca chuatsi (mandarin fish), 1318 nucleotides long. RefSeq names its product IGF-like family receptor 1 (gene igflr1). Gene Ontology annotation, biological process: signal transduction. The record is from RefSeq and is a predicted model, not a curated record. NCBI's taxonomy places the organism in Eukaryota, Metazoa, Chordata, Actinopteri, Centrarchiformes, Sinipercidae. Bases 296 to 1213 code for a protein of 305 amino acids. Gene Ontology annotation, molecular function: protein binding. The transcript has 8 exons.
UGUAGACAGGGAGCCAAGAUGAUGAUUUGUUUUCAUUUAGCUGGAGAAAGUUUUGGGACAUCCAGCAUAUUUAUUUCUGAUGUUAGAUGUAGGUCUAUAAGCCACAACAAAUACGAUUAAUAGCAAAAAAAUCUACGUUAUAAUGGUCUGAAAAAACUUACAUGGAUUGUUACACGUCAAACUCAUGCACCUAAAUUUGUAGACGUGUUUGGGUGUGUUGUCUAAAUGGGAGGCGCUAUGUCGAGAUUAUAGGUAGCCAACUACCGUAUUAACUUUAGAGCUCAGUUUAGUGACGAUGGGAUACUCCCUCAAAUGCAAAGAUCUGAAAACCCGCUGGGAUCAGAAUAGUUUAACAUGUGUACCCUGUCCUCUAAAGCCAGGACGUGAAAUUACCCCUAACUGUGGCUAUGAUGAUGACGGAGGGCUACACGAGACCUCCACCACAAAAUGCAAACCCAAUACUUUUAAUGAUGGCAGCAGGGCAUAUUGCCAACCGUGUGCCUCAUGCCCGCCCGGGUUUGACAUUGUGAGCGCCUGCAAUUCAACUACUGAGACCCAGUGCCAAGAACCAAGAAGCGGGACGACCACGGAAACAACAUCUCAGGGGGUGUCUGUUUUCAGCACGGCAUCUACGUUUCAGACAAACCAAGGAUCCGACUUAACACCAAAUACAACAACUAUACCAAUUCCAGGCUCUGACUUAGUUUGGGCAUUUCCAUUGGCUGUCUUACUUUCCACUAUUGUUGUUGUCUUAUCUGCUUGUGUGAUCUACAUGAAGCGAAAAAGAGUUCAGCACAGAGUGCUGCUUCAUAACAGAAGAUCAUCAUACGUCAAGGCAGGGUUCUCUCCCCUUUCUGCUGCAACUGGUAACAAUGAUCUGGAGGGCAUUCUGAGUCCUAACAUCCUGUCAGCACCUUUACAGACGGUGCUGGACAACCUGGAUGUUUUGGAAGAGCUGGUGAUUUUGUUGGAUCCACCAAACCAUGGAGUGAAGAACACCAAGCAUCUGGCAUCUCAUUGCUCCUUCCCCUCCACCUGGAUUACUUACACCUACUCUUUGAAGGACAGUAAGAGCCCUCUGAAAGCUGUGUUGGAGGGGGUCACCAGCAGGCACCCUGACUGGACAGUAGGGCACCUGGCUAAGAUGCUCAGACAUAUGGAGCGCAAUGAUGCCAUCGCAGUUCUCGCCAAACUGAAUGACAGAGGCGUGUAGCACUCCUUUAACUGCCAAAAGCCUUUCACUGCAAGGUUUGUCUUUCUAUGAUAAUUCCUGGAAGAUUCUAAUUGAAUAAAAGUCUGGAUAUAUCAGUCUCUGCUA